This is a messenger RNA of Cylicocyclus nassatus, 1469 nucleotides long. Lineage: Eukaryota; Metazoa; Nematoda; Chromadorea; Rhabditida; Strongylidae. The record is from the annotation of a GenBank genome assembly.
AGGACCAGGAGGCUGUGGUUUUCCAGUAGAUGAGCUCAGAUAGAAAAUCUCUUCUGAGGAACAGUUCCGACAUUCCCAGCAUGCGAAAUUGGCCUCUAUUUGCAUUUUUGGCAGGACUUGUAUUUUUCUUCUAUGUGUUCUACAUCUACCAAGCUCAAAGCACAGAAUAUGCUAUGGCUCGUAAUGAUUUAGAAGAACAGAUACAGAAAGUUAGAGCGUUGAAGAUGGAGGCGUUUGAGGCGAAAUCUGAAAGUGAACGUUUGAAAAAUUCCGAAACUGCUCUGAAACAGGAAAAAGAAAAACUCGUCCAGGAUAACGAAGUGUGUACAAACAAUCUACGAUCUUGCAAGCUCAACGAGAACACUCUCCAGUCACAAAUUGCAAAAAUGGAAGACGAGUCGGGCAGCAAGGAUCAAAAUUACAAGGAUUUACAAACUAGCUAUAAUGCUCUGAUGCAAGAAAAAGAAGAAUUGGUGAAGAAAGCUACAGAACAAGAGACUCUGGCACAGCAGUAUAAGGCUGAAUUGGACAAGGUACAAGCUGAAGUGAUGCGAUUGAGAGCUGCCGCUGGCGGCGGCAACGUAGCAGCCCAACCAUUCGUUGGGGGAGCAGUAGGCCCUAACGGUCCCUUGGGAGGAGCAGUUGCAGCAGCUGGUGCCGGAGCUGCACCUGCAGGCGCAGGGGUAGCAGGAGCAGCAGGAGCUGCUGGAGCCGCUGGAGGUGGAGCUCAACCCGCAAAUCCUAUAGCAGACGUAGACGCAGGCGCUGGAGCUGCAGCCGCUGCUCCUGCAGCGGGAGCACAGGCAGCUGAUGCUGCAGCCAUGGCAGCGGACAAGGGCAAUGCUCCAGACGAUGAUGCAGACGGCGCCGCGGACAACAACGUUGAUAGGCCACAAAGAGCGUUGAAUAUGAAUGCGAAAGCUGAAUCUGAAGUGAAUGCUCGACAAGUCCCUGUUCCUCGAAAUUUGGGAAACCUGCUUUCUCCAGCAAAAACAGGUUUGGCAGAUAAGGAAUAUGAGAAUGAAGAAAAGAAGGACGAACCCCAAGUGGUUGCACCACCUCAGCAUCCUGGAGAUCGCGUCAAGUUGGCAGUUGCAGCAGAUGAUGUGGACAAACCUGUUGUAAAAGAUGGCGCCUACGAUGACAAAUUAGCUAAAUUGAAUUACUCGACGUCAAAAUAAUUUUGAAAAACUUCCCAAAAUCAGAUGUCGAAAAAGGAAUCGGUGAUGAUGUUCAGGCUCCACAAUAAAUGUCUGCCCUCAACUCUGAAUGUAUUUGAUUCCUCUACUCAAAAUGCCAAUGUACCCUUGUAUUUCUGAGUCACAUUUAGUGCCGUGUGAGCUGUGAUAUUAUUUAUGUGUUUCCUUCUACCAAUGCAAUUAUUAUGUAUUUCAUUGUUGCAUUUUUGCUUCACUUAGCAUUAAUCUUGUUUGCGUUUUUUUCGAUAAUAAAUGAUUUUACUUCAUCUU